Dioscorea cayenensis subsp. rotundata (Guinea yam) is the source of this 2507-nucleotide messenger RNA. RefSeq names its product pentatricopeptide repeat-containing protein At4g35130, chloroplastic. Bases 71 to 2194 code for a protein of 707 amino acids. The transcript is spliced from 2 exons. Gene Ontology annotation, molecular function: RNA binding; protein binding; zinc ion binding. Gene Ontology annotation, biological process: RNA modification. NCBI's taxonomy places the organism in Eukaryota, Viridiplantae, Streptophyta, Magnoliopsida, Dioscoreales, Dioscoreaceae. The record is from RefSeq and is a predicted model, not a curated record.
UAUUCCCUUCCCUCCUACACUUUUCUCUUCCAAAUAAAUUAAGAAAAUAAAAUAAAAUAAAAAAGAAAAAAUGGCCACCUGCAUCCUCCAACAUCUCUGCAACUCCCCAUCCAAGCUUCCCCAAACCAUCUCCUCUUCAACUUCACUUCAAUCCAAACGCCAAAACUCAUUGCUUGCUCGUCCCAUCUCCUUCUUCACCAACUCCGGCCAAAUGGACCAAGCUCUCUCCCUCUUCUCCACCGCAACCAAACCUGACACUUUCCUCUGGAACACCAUGAUCAGAGGCUUCACUGACAUUGGACUCUUCAGUGAAGCCAUUGACUUCUACCAUGCAAUGCAGGCCAUGAACACAAAGCCUGACCACUUCACUUUCCCCUUUGUCCUCAAAUCAUGCGCUGCAUUGUCAUGUUACUCUGAAGGUGUUAAGGUCCAUGCUAUCCUCUUCAAACUUGGUUUUGAUGCUGAUGUCUUCAUCUUUUUAUCUUUUCAAGAAAUGCAGUUGGUACAUGGGAUGAAACCUGAUGAGUUUGGGAUUAUGAAUGCGCUUGAAGUGGUUUGUUGUUUGGACAAGUGUGCUGGUGGCAGGCAGGGGAAAUCAGUUCAUUGCUUUGCAAUGAAAAAUGGGUUGGAUUCAGAUAUUAAAGUACAGUCUUCAGUUCUUGAUAUGUAUUGCAAAUUCGGGAACCUUCUCUAUGCCGAAAGGUGCUUUAGGAUGAUACACAAUCCAAAUGUUGUGGCUUGGAAUGCAUUGAUUGGUGGGUAUGUGAUGAAUGAGCAAGCAGACAAGGCAUUGUCAUGCUUGCGAAAAAUGCAAGUUGAUUUAAUUGAUGUGGAUGCGGUCACGCUUGUGAAUUUGCUCCCUUGUUGUGCGAACAACGAAAAGGAAAUUCAUGGCCUUGCUAUCAGGAGAAGUUUCUUGCCUCAUCUUGUUCUUGAGACUGCUCUCAUUGAUAUGUAUGCAAAAUGUGGGUCAUUGAGACAAGCAGAAUUCUUAUUCAAGUCAAUGGAUGCAAGAAGUCUUGUAUCUUGGAAUACUAUGAUUGCGACUUACGUCCAAAAUUGCAAGUACACGGAAGCAUUAGAACUGUUCCUUCAACUAUUAAAAGGAGCUCUUGAUCCGGAUCCGUUCACUUUCUCGAGUAUUAUACCAGCUUAUGCUGAAUUAGCUUCUCUUAGACAUGGAAUGCAGAUACAUGCUCUUUCUAUCAAAUUAGGUUUUGGAGGAAAUGUUGUUGUAUCAAACUCCAUCACACAUUUAUACGCAAAAUGCGGUGACAUAUGGACUUCAAGAAAGGCUUUUGACAAGAUUGAAUGCAAGGAUAUAGUCUCAUGGAAUACACUCAUCAUGUGUUAUGGAAUUCAUGGGCAGGGUAAGACAGCACUGGAUUUGUUUUCUCGUAUGAAGGAAUAUGGUUUCCAGCCUAAUGAGAGUACCUUUGUAUCAGUGCUAAGAGCUUGUAGUAUAUCUGGUUUGGUUGAUGAAGCCUGGAAACAUUUCAAAUCUAUGGAACAACAAUACGGUAUCAAUCCUCAGAUUGAACAUUAUUGUUGCAUGGUUGAUAUUCUAGGCCGCAGCGGUGAUCUUAAAACAGCAAUUGACUUCAUCGAUGGCAUGCCCAUGACCCCAACGGCGAGAUUAUGGGGUUCUUUAUUGACUGCCAGCAGGAACAACAACAACAUCGAAGUAGCAGAAUAUGCUGUUAAACAUAUCUUCGAAUUGAAUCAUGACAACACCGGCUGCUAUGUAUUGCUUGCUAGUUUGUAUGCCGAUGCUGGGAGAUUGAAAGAUGUAGAGGAUUUAACAAGACUCAUGAAGGAACAAGGCAUCCAGAGGAUUACUGCUAGAAGUAUGGUUGAGCUUAUUAGUAAAACUUGCAGUUUUGUUGAUGGAGAUAAGACCCAUAAAGAAAGCUAUCUAAUCCAUAAAGUGUUUGACAUUCUUCAAUCUCAGAUAUCUGCAAGUGAAGGCAGUUUGCGGAGAAGACAUAGUGUGAGACUAGCAGUGAGCUUUGGUCUGAUUUCAUCGUCAGUUGGGAUGCCAAUUUUGGUUAAAAAGAAUGUCAGAGUUUGCAAUGAAUGUCACAGUGCUAUGAAGGUGAUAUCAAAGUUUAGCAGAAGAGAGAUUAUUGUGGGGGAUUCAAAGAUUUAUCAUCACUUCAGUAAUGGAAUUUGUUCAUGUGGUGAUUAUUGGUAAUGUAAAUCAGAAACUUUGCUUCUCGUGACACUAAUGUAUAUAGGCAUAAAACAUACGAUAAGUAUAUUCUACUCGUGAACGGAGGUUUCAACAACAUUUCGGUUUUAUUGGAGAGGAAGAUGAAGAUACAUGCAAAUUUUGAAGCUUUUUGGAGGUUUGGAAUUGAUUAAUUUAGUUGUUAUAUUUCAACAUAAGUCCAAAAUUGGGUUCUGAACUAUGUCCAAAUCUUUCAUGCUGUUGAUAAUAUGACAAUCUGUUUUUAGAAUGGAUUAUAUCACUUUCUAAUUCGAAGAAAGUGUCGAAAAAAGAUGAA